Molecule: messenger RNA, 818 nt
Organism: Lycium ferocissimum
Lineage: Eukaryota; Viridiplantae; Streptophyta; Magnoliopsida; Solanales; Solanaceae
Exons: 2
Coding region: 468-818 (116 amino acids)
Source: RefSeq, a predicted model, not a curated record
UAUGGUAAGUACGGAACACAGAAGGAGGGGUGGGGUAUCCCAUUAUGACCUAAAUACCCAUCGUUCUCAACGUUAGCCCUAAGCUUGCAAUUCCCAACACAACCCUUACAACCUUCAAUUCUCUUUGCCCUUGUAUUUCUUCAGCCUCCUUCCUUCCCUUCCUUACCCUUACUCUUCUUUUCCGAUUUUCCCCUUUCUCUCCUUGCCCUUUUCUCUCUUUUUUUACCCGCCAUAUUCAAAAUUCUGUACACCCUUUUCUUGGGGUUCCAAUUUGGAACCCUUUUUCUUGAUCCUUAAUCGAUUUUGGACGAAAUCUGAGAUGGGUUUUCUGUUUUCUUUGUGUUUUGAUUGGAAAAGGGUGGAAUCUUGGAGUUUUAGUGAACUUGGGUCUACUCGAUCUUGACUUCUGGGGCUCUCUUAAUUAAUGGACAUCCUAUUGAUUGAAGUGGUUACUUUUGCAAAGACUAAUGGCGAACCAUGAGUUGAUCCCUGGCCAAAAUCAGGAUUUGGCUGUUGAUAGUGAGAACCAGGAAAUAGUGUUUGACCACACUCAUCAGGAUAUGGGCAUAAGCCAGAACCACGGACUGGAACUAGCCCAGAACCAGAACCAUGAGCAUGAGAUGGGUAUAGCGGACAGCCAAAAUCAUCACGGGAAUCACGAGCAUCAUGAGUAUGAGCACGAGAAUGGCUUACCAAUGGAGCAAAAGCCUGAGCAUGAAAACCAGGAGUUGCCUAAUGAAAACAAUGAGUUAGUUGUUUCUGAACAAGAUGAGUUAGGCAUUGAGGAAAACCAAGAACUUGAUGAUAACUUGAAUUAG